Molecule: messenger RNA, 2337 nt
Organism: Lithohypha guttulata
Lineage: Eukaryota; Fungi; Ascomycota; Eurotiomycetes; Chaetothyriales; Trichomeriaceae
Exons: 2
Coding region: 1-2337 (778 amino acids)
Source: RefSeq, a predicted model, not a curated record
AUGUCGUCUCGAAAGAGCUCUGCUAGUAUUGCCAGAAGCGCCAACAAUGAGACCGCAAGCACUGCAGAUCUUCUGGUGUUCCAAGGCAACCGAGUCCUGCGGCCAGACCGUCAACCAACAUUCCCACCUCCAGUUGAGCGACAAAAAGAUGAGGGCUUCGUCAAGUUCCUAAAGAAACACUCCUCGCCGACUCACAAUCGUAUUACGGCUGGUGGUCGGAUCGUCCCAAUGGAGCCUCGCUCGCCUCCUCCCUUUUCUCUGCCUUCGAACAUUACCAACUGUCCACAGGCUCAAAGUUCAAGCCAGCCUUCGGACCAAAACACUGGCAAAACUGAUGACAACCAAUGGACACUACUGCCUCCACACUCUCAAGAUCAGAAUGACUAUAUACUCCAGAAUGAGCGUGAGCAAGCUCUUCAGUUCAACGUCGAACCUCCCAGCAUGUCGGACCUUGGAGCGCCCCACGAUGUCUACUCCUAUUCUGGUCAUAGUGGCUACGGUUAUCAAGGUACCCAGAUGGCAAUGGGCAAUGUUCCUGCUCCAAUGGUAAUGCCAUCUCCAGUACACACGAUGUACUCUACGCCACAAGCAGGUGGUCCUGUCAUGCAUCAAUCACCGACUCAGCAGAUUCUGAUGGGUUAUCAGCACAAUGGUAUGCCUAAUAUGGGCAUGGGCGUCUCACUAGUCGAUCAGUACAACGCCGAUGGCUGGCCAGUGUUCAAUCUAGCAUAUGCACAACCAAUGCCGCCACAGCAGGUCAUGCCGCCUCAGCAAAUGCUUGCAGCUUACGAGCAGCACUAUGCUAGUCUAGACCAACAACUGAAGGACAUUGACCGUCAUCGAGCUAUGCAUCAUCUUGACGCACGACUUGCCGCGCAACGUAAGGUCAUUGUGCAACAACGCUCAGAUGCCAAAGACACUAUCAAGGAAUUUCAAGUUAUGCUCGGGCUACGAAGACAGUUUAAUACCUCGCAAGAUAGCUGGGACACUGGAUUCAAUGUGGAUGCGCCGGCCUACAUACCAAGAACAAAUAUCACUGCGGGCAGCACAGUAACUCACAAGCCAUCCUUCGACAUCUUCCAGGACUCUUCUGCCAUCGAGAAGCCAAGACUCAAUGGCCAAAAGCGUGUCAUUCCAAUCGUUGCUCCUCCAGAGCGUAGAGAUAUGGCCAAGCCUGGUCAAAAUGUUCCCUCUCGCUACCUUUCUGAGAAGCAAUCGACUAAUGCUGACGGAUGGGCUAUCGAUGACGUACCAGGACCUGCAAACACCGAAUCUGGUCAAGACGAUUCCUAUGGCAUGGGCAGUCAGGGACAGCUGAGCCGUGAGUACAUCCCAUCGAGCACGUCAGACAGCGGACAACGAUCUGGUUCCAGUUCUCAGGAAACCUCAUGGGGUGCAGCACAUGAUCUGAGCGACAAGGAAGAAACAAAACUUGGCCAAGUGGUUCAAGUUAUUCCAGCGUCGAAUGCUCCACCUGUCGACAUCACACAUGAGUAUCGUCUAAUUCACGAAGCAUUGCAGCGAUCGAAAAACGUCAGCACACAAGUGCGUGUACUUGAUGGCACGGUUAUGAACGUGAGAGGUCAAGAGAUCCCACCAUGCGCUUUUCCAGAAGUAGCUCGUGCGCCAUCGAGCCGAACUCAAUGGCCUCACCAGAACUCGGCAUCUGUAAAAUCGAUUCGUGAUACCUCAAAGAAUGAACAGGAAGUCCUUGGAGGCCUGCAAACCCUUGCAAUACAAGAUGAUUUUGUGGGUAAGGAGAACAUGUCGAUCGCUCCGAGAGUCCACCAGAAGGCUGCCACCGAUGCUUUCUUGUCGCAGUUCAAUGCUGUGGAAGAGAACAUGGCUAUGGUCGUUGAACCAGAGACACAAUCUUUGCGAACUGCCUCGAACGAACAGAACAUGAACAACCUCGCCAAUAUGCAAGGAUACCAUCAGCCUAGCUCUGGGAAGGUUGCCAGUCGAGAGAACAUGUCUACACCAAAUGCACACCCUGUGUUCAGGGCCGACUGGAACCGAACAGCAGACGUCGUUGCCGAGGACGGAUUCGCUGUCUCUCCAGACACAUUGAACAACAAAGGCUACUCUAUGGUCAGCGUCCAGAACGUGCAUGCGGUUGGCAGUCUGCCCAACAAUUUUGAUGGCGCGAUCGAAGCUCGACAAAGUGUUCGAGCUCAGCUGGCAUCUGCCACUAAGGCUCGAAGUCCUCGGAGCCCACGACUUAUUCGUCGACUUGGAGGUAAUGGCGGUGCUUGGUAUGGACCAUACUGUCGGGGCGUAGCUGAGAAAGCCUUCAACCAAAACAAUAAUCAACAACCAGCCAAGCCAUUCUUCUAA